This is a messenger RNA of Dovyalis caffra, 1764 nucleotides long. The record is from the annotation of a GenBank genome assembly. NCBI's taxonomy places the organism in Eukaryota, Viridiplantae, Streptophyta, Magnoliopsida, Malpighiales, Salicaceae.
AUGUCAAUGCCACUGAGUCACCAGUCAUUAUACCCAUCAAGAACUUCCUUGCUAUUGCCCAAACCAUGCAAUUGUGGCAAUAGCCAUGUAACUUUUCCUGUCCGUUCCAGGUCUUCAUUCACUAAAACAAACAGAAAUGGAUGGGUUGGCUGUAAACCUAGCAACAUUAAGGCCAUACCAACUGAAACCUCAGUGCUGGCUACUAAUGUAAAGGCUACUGUGACUGUACUGGAUCAAAGGGUUGAUGGUGCAGACAUUUUACCUGAAACACUUAGCUUGGAGCUCGUUUUUUCCAAGCUUGAUCCCAAAACGAACGAAGAGCGGUCCUUCAAGGCACAGCUGGAACGAAAAGUGAAUGGUGUCCUGUAUGAAGCAGACAUUGAUGAGGUUUCGCUUGGUUAUGGAGAAGUGGGUGCAGUUUAUGUUACCAACGACGACGAUAACAAGAUUUUUGUCAAGAAAAUUGCCCUUGAAGGCCAGUUUAUACUGACUUGCAAGUCAUGGGUUGAAAAUAAGCAGAAAAGGCUCUUCUUCACCAAUAAGUCAACAUACUUGCCCUCGCAGACACCAAGUGGAUUGAGAAGGCUAAGAAAAGAAGAGCUUGUAAGUUUGCGAGGCGAUGGCAAAGGAGAGCGCAAGCAAGGUGACAGGAUAUAUGACUACGACGUGUACAAUGAUCUGGAUGUUCCGAACACUAGCCCUGAUUCGAUACCGAGACCGGUUCUAGGCGGAAAGGAACACCCUUAUCCUAGGCGUUGCCGAACAGGGCGGCUACCAACCCAGAAAGGGAUAGCAGCGGUAAAAGCUGGGUUAAGUACUAUUGAGGAUGGAUUCGGAAACUUCGCAGCCAUAGAUGUACUCUUCAAUGAAGGAAUCAAAUUCAAAGAAAAGAAAUCAGGCUUCAUUAUUGACUCUGUGAAGGACUUCCUGAAGGAGCUUUUUGGUCGAGCUAGAAACAAGUUGCUACGGUUUCCGAUUCCUGAAGUAAUGAGGAGAGACAGAUUUUCUUGGUUUAGGGACGAGGAAUUUGCUCGGCAGACUCUUGCUGGUGUAAAUCCAUCCUGUAUACAAUUGGUCACGGAAUGGCCACUGAGAAGUAAACUUGAUCCUAACAUCUACGGUCGGCAGGAGUCAGCAAUAACAGCAAAUAUAAUUAAGGAAGAUAUCAAAGGUUUUGAGACAGUUGAGGAGGCUAUAGAACGAAAGAAGCUGUUCAUCCUUGAUUACCAUGAUUUACUUUUACCAUUUGUGAGACAAGUAAGAGAGCUUGGAAACAGAACUUUACAUGGUUCGCGGACAUUGUUCUUCCUAACCCCACAAGGGACGUUGAAGCCGCUUGCCAUUGAGCUCACUCGUCCACCGAUGGAUGGAAAGCCACAGUGGAAGCAAGUGUUUACACCAACCGGGAAUGCCACAGGUGUCUGGCUUUGGAAGCUUGCUAAAGCUAACGUCCUUGCACAUGAUUCUGCCUAUCACCAACUUAUUACUCACUGGCUAAGAACUCAUUGUGCCACAGAGCCAUACAUAAUUGCAGCAAAUCGCCAACUCAGCGCCAUGCAUCCAAUAUAUAGACUCCUGCAUCCUCACUUUCGAUACACAAUGAAGAUCAAUGCUGAAGCUAGAAAUUUUCUCAUCAAUGCUGACGGAAUAAUUGAGACGACAUUCGCACUUGGCAAGUAUUCUAUGGAGCUAAGCUCUGUUAUCUACGAUAAGCAUUGGAGGUUUGACCAUGAGGGACUGCCCAAGGAUUUAAUUAUCAGGUAG